GUGAAAAUUGUUAAAAAAAUUUUCAAAUUUAUAAUUAUUUUUUUGAAUAUUAUAGUUAUAGUUAAGUAAUGUAUUGAAUAAUGUAAUUGAAUAAUGUGUGAAUAUAGCCUAUAUAGAUUUUUCAACAAUGUACAUAUAUAUAGCGUACGCGAUUUCAGUACUAUGUGUGAUUGCAUGUGUAACGGAUUUGUGAUAUGUGAAUGUAUUUGUUUGUAAACAAUACUUAUUAUGUACAAUUUAAUGUUUUAGAAUAUGAAAUAAUAUGAUUCCAGAAAUGAUAAAAAAAAAUAUAGUAAACAAAAUGAAUGAUAAUAAAAAAAAUGACUUUUAUGAAAUGGAAAAAUGUAGUAAAUGGAUUGAUACACAUAAUUUAAAUAAGGUUUGUCUACAAUUUCCUGAUAAUCUUUUAUCAGAUUCAGUAGAAAUUGCAUUACGUUUAGAAAAUUAUAUUAAUAAAAAAGUAUAUAUUUUGGGAGAUACUUCUUAUGGUAGUUGUUGUGUUGAUGAAAUAGCUGCUCAACAUAUUAAUGCAGAUAGUAUAAUACAUUUUGGUCAUGCUUGUUUAAAUCCUACUACUCGUUUACCUGUAUUUCAUGUGUUACCCAAACAAGAAAUUGAUAUAAUAGAAAUUACUAAUAAAUUUAAAUUAAAUUUUAUUGAUCAAUUUGAAAAAAUUUUAUUUUUUUAUGAUAUUGCUUAUGCACAUAAAAUUGAAAAUAUAUAUAAAAUAUUAAAUCCUAUUUAUAAGAAUUUAGUCUUUACUUCAUUAAAUUGUACUUCUAAUGUAGAAUUUACAGAUAAUAAAGAUAAUUCAUCUACAAUAAUUUUAGGUAGAUGUUUUAAAUUAGAUACGGAAUAUAAAUUAGAAGAUUAUAUAGCAUUUUUCUUGGGAAAUGAUGGAAGGACAUUUAUUACAUUAGCAAUGACAAUUUCAGCAAAAAAAUGGUACUAUUUUGAUAAUAAUAUUAUUGAAUAUAAAAUAUUAAAUACUUCGUGGUUAAAAAGAAGAAGAUUUGUAAUUGAAAAAUUAAAAGAUGCCAAAGUUGUUGCUAUAGUUGUAGCUACUUUAGGCAUUAAAGAUUAUCUUAAAAUAAUAACAAUGAUUAAAGAUAUUUUAAAAGAAAAAAAAAAAAAAUCAUACAUUUUAAGUGUUGGUAAAAUCAAUCCUGCAAAACUUGCUAAUUUUCCUGAGAUUGAUGCAUUUGUUGUAAUAACAUGUCCCGAAAAUGAAAUAUUUGAUUCUAAAGAAUUUUUAAAACCAAUAUUAAUGCCUUAUGAAGUAGAAUUAGCAUUUAAUAUUUCAAGAGAAUAUUAUACACAAUAUUGUAUGGAUUUUAGACAAAUACUUCCUGGAGGAAUUAAUUAUAUUGAUUUUAAAACAUCAACUGAUUCAGAUAUUUCUUUAAUUACGGGAAAUCUUAGAAACUAUGAUGAAAGUGCAUAUAUAAAUAAGAUGAAUGCUUUAGUAAUUAGUAACACAUCAGAUAUUGUUGCAAUUGGAAAAGCAGGAGCAGAAUUUUUGAAUAAUAGAUCAUGGAAAGGAGUUGAACAACGAUUAGGCAAAGAUGCAGUACAUGCAGCAGAAAUUGGUCGUUAUGGUUUACCAAAUUGUUAUAAAAAUGAACCUAUUCUACAAAAAAAAAAUGAUGAAUAGAUGUAAUAAAUGUAAUAGUUUUCAUGCAGUAAUACAAUUUUAUUUAAAAAAGAAAA
Messenger RNA from Apis laboriosa (Himalayan honeybee), 1710 nucleotides. RefSeq names its product 2-(3-amino-3-carboxypropyl)histidine synthase subunit 2 (gene Dph2). NCBI's taxonomy places the organism in Eukaryota, Metazoa, Arthropoda, Insecta, Hymenoptera, Apidae. Gene Ontology annotation, molecular function: 2-(3-amino-3-carboxypropyl)histidine synthase activity. The record is from RefSeq and is a predicted model, not a curated record. Gene Ontology annotation, biological process: protein histidyl modification to diphthamide. The transcript has 5 exons. Bases 263 to 1654 code for a protein of 463 amino acids.